This is a messenger RNA of Gamsiella multidivaricata, 171 nucleotides long. RefSeq lists its product as uncharacterized. The annotation marks the transcript as partial. NCBI's taxonomy places the organism in Eukaryota, Fungi, Mortierellomycota, Mortierellomycetes, Mortierellales, Mortierellaceae. The record is from RefSeq and is a predicted model, not a curated record. The transcript has a single exon. Gene Ontology annotation, molecular function: GTPase activity; GTP binding.
GUGAUUAUGGACGACACGGUUGAAGGUGUGCCUGUGCUUAUGCUGGCCAACAAGCAGGAUAUGCCCACGGCCCUCAAACUGGAACAGAUCAAGGAGAUUUUCAACCAGAUCGCAGAACGCCUGGGCGCACGCGAUUCCAGAGUUCUGCCCAUUUCUGCAUUGGAGGGGUAA